Molecule: messenger RNA, 1053 nt
Organism: Penicillium arizonense
Lineage: Eukaryota; Fungi; Ascomycota; Eurotiomycetes; Eurotiales; Aspergillaceae
Exons: 2
Coding region: 1-1053 (350 amino acids)
Source: RefSeq, a predicted model, not a curated record
AUGUUCUACGGUCGUCCGGCCAAGUAUUCGUACUGGAACGGAUGUUCGACUGGAGGAAGACAGGGACACAUGAUGGCCCAGAGGUACCCGACUCAGUAUGACGGUAUCCUGGCUGGAGCUCCUGCUAUUAACUGGGACAAAUUCAUCCCUGCUGAGUACUGGCCCCAGGUUAUGAUGAAGGAACUUGACUAUUAUCCCUCAUCAUGUGAAAUGGAUGCUCUCACUCAAAGUGCGAUCAGCGCUUGUGACGAGCUAGACGGUGUUAAAGACGGCAUCAUUUCCAUGGAGGGACUAUGUCAUUUCGACCCCUUGACCGUAGUCGGCAAGACUGUCAACUGCACAUCUCCCAAUGGCACCAUCAAAAUCUCCAAGAAGGCCGCCCAAAUUGCGGCUGCCAUUUGGGCCGGUGCGAAGGCCUCAGAUGGAUCUGCCCUUUGGUACGGGCUUCCCUAUGAAUCUCCCCUCACCUCCCUCGGCGGAACAAACUGCACGUCUCUCACGGACUGCGGAUCCCUUCCCUUCGCUAUCUCCUCAGACUGGAUACAAUUAUUUCUUCAAAAGGACACCUCCUUCGAUGUGUCCACCAUCGGCUAUGAAGAAUUCGACACAUUGUUCCGCCAAUCAGUGAACGAGUAUGCCUCAGCCAUCGGAACCCGCGAUCCCGAUCUCACACGAUUCAAGAACGCUGGUGGAAAGAUGAUCAGCUGGCACGGCAUGAAGGACCAGCUCAUCUUCUUCAACGGCACUGAACAUUACUACCGCCAGGUCUUGGAACAUGACCCCAAAGCCCAUGAUUUCUACCGGUUCUUCCCUGCCCCGGGUGUGGAGCAUUGCAGGGGUGGACCAGGUUGGUAUCCUGGCGAAAGUAUGAAUGCUUUGAUGGACUGGGUUGAGAAGGGUGUCGCACCUGAGACUCUCAAGGCUAUUGCCACGCCUUCCGCUACUGGGGGUGCGCAGCCGCCAUUGCGUACCGCUGGCUUGUGUCCUUGGCCUAGGGUUAUGACUUUUGUCGGUGGUAACCCUGAUAAGGCUUCUUCCUUUGUCUGUAAAUAG